AUGGCACCCAUUCCCAAAACCAUGUUCGGCGUUGUUAUCUCUCGUCCAGGUGGCCCCGAUGUCCUGGAAUACAAGACCGAUUUACCCGUCCCUUCUCUCGGUGAAGGCCAAAUCCUCGUCCGCAACGAGUAUGUUGGCGUCAACUACAUCGACACAUACUUCCGUACCGGUCUCUACAAACCUCCCUCCCCCUCCUCCAACAGCAACCACCCCUCCACCAACGGCUCAAACGACACCCCCUCUCCCUACCCCCUGAUCACAGGCAAAGAAGCCGCCGGCACCAUCACCGCCUCCUCCCACCCCUCCUACCCCGUCGGCUCCCGCGUAGUCUACCUAGCAGACAACACAUACGCCCAAUACACCCUCCUAACCUUCCCCCUCACCCAAGCCACUAUCCUCCCGGCCUCGCUCACCCCCGAAACCGCCUGCGCAGCCUACCUCCAAGGUCUCACCGCCCUAACUUUCGUCCGCGAAGCAGCAGGAAUCACCCAGCAACUCGGAAUCUCUGAAGGACCAUGGACCCUCGUCCACGCAGCAGCAGGCGGGACAGGCUCCAUGCUCGUCCAGAUCCUCGCCGUCAUGGGCGCCAAGAUCAUCGCCACCGCCGGCGGCAAGCAGAAGUGCGAAUUGGCCAAGAAGUUGGGAGCAGGAUGGGUGGUUGACUCUAGCCUCCCGCAGGAAGAAGUCAUCCAGCAGGUCAAGGAAAUCACCAACAACAAGGGCGUAGACGUGGUUUUUGACGGGGUGGGCAAGGCGACGUUUGGAACGGUAGACCUAGAAAUCGUGGCGAGGAAGGGGACGAUCAUUGUGUUUGGGAAUGCGUCUGGCGCUGUUGAACCGGUCGACCUCUUCCGCCUGAUGCCCAAAAACAUCAAGAUUAUGAGACCUUCCAUGCCCGGAUACAUCACCACCCCAGAGGAAAAGGAGACAUUUACCAGCGAGCUUUUUGACUUGCUCGUAACGGGCAAGAUCCACGCCAAUAUCCACCAAGUUUAUCCCCUCAAGAAUGUUGCCCAGGCGCACAUCGAUCUGGAGAGCAGGAAGACCACGGGCAAGCUUCUCCUCAAAGUCGAAUAG
This is a messenger RNA of Podospora anserina S mat+, 1077 nucleotides long. RefSeq lists its product as uncharacterized. Lineage: Eukaryota; Fungi; Ascomycota; Sordariomycetes; Sordariales; Podosporaceae. The record is from RefSeq and is a predicted model, not a curated record. Bases 1 to 1077 code for a protein of 358 amino acids. Gene Ontology annotation, biological process: cellular response to oxidative stress. The transcript has 3 exons. Gene Ontology annotation, cellular component: cytoplasm. Gene Ontology annotation, molecular function: quinone reductase (NADPH) activity.